AUGGACAAUCUAAGUGGAGCAGUCAAUGGCGUCUUCCAAGCUGGUGGUCUAAUCGGAGCUUUGGCUUCUGUUUCCAUUGUUGAUACAUAUGGGAGGCGAACGGGACUAUGUCUAGCUUCAGUAUUAGCCGUAAUUGGAGGGGCCCUACAAGCUGGUGCUACUCAUAUAGCAAUGUACAUUACGAUGCGCCUGAUCUCGGGGAUUGGGGUGGGUGAGUCGAAGGGCUUAUUCUUGAGGAUCGAAGCUAACUACAGUGUUCUCUUUUUAUUAGGAGCUCUUAUCACGCUCGUGCCGUUGUACUUGGCCGAGGUAGCGGCAGCGCAGAUCCGAGGGCGCGUUGUUGGUACGACUGGAAUUAUGAUCGGCGUUGGCUAUGCAGUAGCCAGCUGGAUAGGAUUUGGCUUUUACUUCGUCGAUGCAUCUAACACGCAAUGGCGCAUCCCAAUGGCAAUACAGUUUAUCCCUCCUCUUUUACUAGCUGUGGCAGUUUGGUGGCUUCCAGAGUCUCCUCGAUGGCUCUUACUCAAGGAUCGGCUGGGUGAAGCUCACUUGAUGUUCAAGAUGGCACACUCCGCAUCACAUGAAUUGGAAGUAGACGCCGCCGUCAACCAAGAAUUCCAGCUCCUCCGCUCGCAGAUACUUCAAGAGAAGCGCAACGCUGUAGGUUUUAAGGAUCUAUUCCUUGAUCCCACUCUGCGCAAGCGGACUCUGCUCGACUUUCUCACCCUGUUUGGCGGGCAAGCCGCAGGAACUCAGGUUAUCAACAAUUACGGGCCAUCAUUAUGUGCUGGUCUUGGAUACAACACAACAAAUACCUUUCUCAUGCAAUGCGGCUGGAUUACCACCGUCAUAUUCGGAAAUAUCAUCAACACUGUGUUGUUGGACAAGUUUGGUCGAAAACAGCUUCUCAUUGUAGGGUUCCUGGGUUGUGUGGCCCUUCUAAUAGGGGAAUGUGUUUCUGUAUCCCAGUAUCAGAGCACUCAGUCUCACUCUGCCGCUGUGGCAGCCGUUUUCUUCCUUUAUCUGGUAGUGGCGGUAUAUUCAUCUACGCUCGAUGCAACAGUUUAUGUGUAUCCUUCGAAAUUUUCCCGACGCCCGUUCGAGCUAAAGGAAUGGCUGUCUCGGUGGCCGGUCUUUUUCCUUGCAUCGAUUCUUAUAUUGUCGGCUGCCCCCACCGCGUUCGAACAAAUCAAGUGGAAAUACUUCCUCGUAUUUGUGGAUGCUAGCUCUGCUAUGGUGCUUGUGGUGAUCCUUCUAUUUCCAGAGACUAAACAAAAGACCCUUGGAGAGAUAUCUGCCAUAUUCGGAGAUUAUAGUCCAGAUCCUCAGGACGCAGAUAAGGGACAGCCUUCGGUGAUCCAAGCCGAAGACUCUACGACCACUCACCAAGAAGAAGUACUGAAGGUCUAA
Molecule: messenger RNA, 1410 nt
Organism: Exophiala aquamarina CBS 119918
Lineage: Eukaryota; Fungi; Ascomycota; Eurotiomycetes; Chaetothyriales; Herpotrichiellaceae
Exons: 4
Coding region: 1-1410 (469 amino acids)
Biological process (GO): carbohydrate transport; transmembrane transport
Cellular component (GO): membrane
Molecular function (GO): carbohydrate:proton symporter activity
Source: RefSeq, a predicted model, not a curated record